CUGCUUGUCAGACAAGGGGGAGCUGCAAGUUCGCGCCGCGUGCUUAGGCCACAGAAGCAAUGACGAUAUGGUCCCAUCCACAAAAAGAGAAGUCAGUCCAAGUAUCAGCCAUAGUCCCAGGCCAAGCUCAUUUGGAUCUGAUCCGCGCUAAAAUCCUAAACGAAGACCCGUACUACGGCACAAACUAUGUCAAAAACUCUGUACGAAAAAUUAUUGAAACUCGAUGGAUUUUCGAAAAGAAGUUUUUCCUUAAAAAGAUCAUCUCCUACGCGUUCGCACUCUUGGAUUGUGAAGGCCUUGAUACCAUUGCCACGGUCAUCUUGAACGGAAAGACAAUAGGAGCCUCUGACAACCAGUUCCGACGUUUCAUAUUCGAUGCGACGAGCGCUCUUCAGGCAGGGACAAAUACCAUCCAGAUCCAGUUUGAGAAUGCAGUUAAGCAGGCUAAGGAUAUGGCAGAUAAUUAUCCUUAUUAUGUUCCCGAUAUGUUCAACAUGAGUGCUGCACAGCAUGGUUUUCCGCAUCGAAACUUCGUUCGAAAAGAGCAGUGUUCCUUUUCCUGGGACUGGGGACCAGCAUUCGCUCCAUGUGGCAUCUGGCGCCCCAUUUCAUUGAAGCUGGAUAAGGAUGGAGUGCUUGUCAAGCGUUGGUAUGUCAAUACGCAUUUUGACCACAUCCAAGGUCUAUGGGAAGUAAAGGUCUCUAUCGAGAUCAUUUCUAUCAAUGAGCGAAAGCUAAGAAUUGGUGUGCAGUUCGACGAUAUCAAAGUGUCAUCCUCGGAAACUACUGUCUCUGUAAAGGCUAGGGAGUUUGUUGCGCAGCAUUCUACCAGACUAGAGCAAUCAAUGGUCAAGCGAUGGUGGCCCAGAGGCUAUGGAGAUCCCAAACUUUACAAAAUGAAGGCAUCACUAAUAGAUGAGGAUGGGACAAGUAUCGCCACAUAUAACAGUCGAUGCGGAUUCAGGACUUGUGAGCUGGUUCAGGAGCCAAUUGUGAAAGGAAGAGCUGGAGAUGCAUUCAAAUUCCGUAUUAACGGCUGUGAUAUCUUUGCCAAGGGAGCGAAUUGGAUCCCCGGCCAUGUCUUUGAUCAAUUGAUGACUACGGAUAAAAAGCGCUCGCUGCUUGAAGGUUGUGUUGCUGCAAAUAUGAACAUGAUCCGGAUAUGGGGCGGCGGCCGAUAUGAGACAGAUCAGUUUUAUGAGCUGUGCGAUGAAUUAGGGAUUAUGGUGUGGCAGGAAUUUAUGUUCGCAUGCGCGCUCUAUCCGACGGGCCAAAGCUUCCUUGAUAAUGUCAAGCAUGAAACAUCUGACCAGGUCAAAAGGCUAAUGAUUCAUCCAUCAAUUAUUCUGUGGUCGGGCAACAAUGAAAACCAAGAAUUCUUAGUGAAAGGAUGGGAUGAAGUUACCCUGCGUAACCCCUACAUAUUUACGGUCGAUUAUCACAAAUUAUAUAUCGAGACGAUUAUGUCCACUCUCUGCUCAUUGGAUACCUCACGCCCUUAUACCACAACCUCACCAUCUGCGGGAUUGAUAUCGUGUUCGCCAUAUACAGAACGUUAUGUCCUUAGUGACCUAGAGCGGGGCCUCUAUGGUGAUGUUCACUUCUAUGAUUAUAAACACAAUGGACUUCAUAUUGAAUACUAUCCAAAUGCGCGAUUCGUCUCCGGUAAUGCCUGUAUAUAUUAGCUAAGUAUACCUCUCCAAAGUGAGAGAAAUGUUUACCACCCUUAAAACGAGGUUGACUGAGAAUGCGUUCGCGAUAAUUACUAGAAUAUGGAGCCCAGUCCAUGCCAUCCUUCAAAACUUGGAAGAGAAUCUCGUCUGCACAAGACUGGCACCCAUUGUCGAAGCUAUCUGUGCACCGGAAUCAUCAUAGAAACGGCCAGCAUGAAAUGCUUCAGCAGAUUGAGGUGCAAGGGCGGAAAACCAUAUGACCUUA
Molecule: messenger RNA, 1938 nt
Organism: Lobosporangium transversale
Lineage: Eukaryota; Fungi; Mortierellomycota; Mortierellomycetes; Mortierellales; Mortierellaceae
Product: glycoside hydrolase superfamily
Exons: 14
Coding region: 60-1685 (541 amino acids)
Biological process (GO): carbohydrate metabolic process; glycoprotein catabolic process
Molecular function (GO): beta-mannosidase activity
Source: RefSeq, a predicted model, not a curated record